Molecule: messenger RNA, 3078 nt
Organism: Heterostelium album PN500
Lineage: Eukaryota; Evosea; Eumycetozoa; Acytosteliales; Acytosteliaceae
Exons: 8
Coding region: 1-3078 (1025 amino acids)
Biological process (GO): protein phosphorylation
Molecular function (GO): protein kinase activity; protein binding; ATP binding
Source: RefSeq, a predicted model, not a curated record
AUGUCAUUAAAAUCACCAAUAACAGCAUCUUCUUCAACAACACAACCCGAACCAGAUUUACAUUCAAAUUUUAAUGAGAAUCUUAUCAAUCUCGUUGUUCAGAAUCAGGCGCUAACAGCCAAGUCUGGUUCUGCGGUGCCCAAUCCAUUACCAAAGCCACCGAGUUUGGUACAAAAGAUUCGCGAUCUAAAGAAUGGCGGUAACGACGAGCUUCUUCCCGGUAUCAAUUCAUCAAACUCCAACAACAACGAUACAGAACAAAACAGUGUGAACAACGAUUAUUCAUCUUCUGCAAACGAUGGCAGUGGACUACUUCUAAAACAAACAACUUCCUCUGAAAACGAUGAAUUCGAAAUAGAUUCCACUACAAUCGCUUCCAAUAAUAAUAUUACCAAUAACAACACCAACAACAACAAUAACAAUAAUAUUCUAAAUUCCAGUUCUUCGGCAACAACCACACCAACAAACACCACUAAACCGACACUGGAAAGUUCAAUUAGUUUACAAUCACUUUCAAAUCUUUCAAAUUCCACUUCGACUUUACCGUCGCCGUCACAGCAAAGUCUUUUUGUAAAUAGCAGUCAUUUCAAGAGUUCACCUAAUCUCUUGGUUAAACAAAACGGAGCAAAUCCAGUUGUUGCAUCACCAACCAACAGCAACAGCAAUAAUUCAUCGUUGAACGAACAGAAACAGGCAUUGAGAAAUCCAAAGAAAUAUAAAUCCAUCUCCACCUGCGAGUUCAAGUUGGAAAGCAAACUGGUCUAUCCACCACUUCCACCCGUUCCACAUAUGAGUCGAUCCGCCAACAAUGCAUCGUACGACAAAGAGUUGUUAAAGUUGCAACUAGAUAAUCUAAAUAACAACAACACCAAUGGCAAUGGUAAUGGCAAUGGAUUGGUCGAUGAGAAUAAUACAGGUAAUGGCAGUGCCAAUGUAUCACCAAACAAAUCAAAAUCAACAACGACUUCAUCAUCAUCGACAGAAUCAGUCAGUAGUCCAGCCAGUCCAGUUUCACCAACAUCGUCAGACGGCAAAAAACUGAGGAGAAGCAGUGUGGAUUCUGCACUAAGAGAUUUCCAACAAUCAUUUAAAUCAUUAGUUGCAGAAGAUGAAACAUUAAUAACAUAUUAUAGUUGUGGAUAUCAAGGAUCAGUUUUGAAACACGGUAGAUUAUACUUGACAGAACACUUUUUAUGUUUCUACGAUAAUAUAGUUUUCGAUAAGACAAAACAAAGACAAAAGAUAAUACCAAUCUCAACAAUCAUUUCAAUCGAGAAGAAAUCUGGUUUGGCACCAAAUGGUAUACUUAUAAAAACUAAUGAAAGAGAUUUUGUUAUCAAUUUGUUAUUAACAUUAUUUAUAGAUGAAGCAUUUGAUGUUAUGGAAGCAUUGAUGUUGUACCAAGAGAAACAACUACUAACUGAGAGUAUCAUUCAGAGAAAUGUUAAUGGAUUGAAACAAGCACUCAGCCAGAGAAAGACUAGAAAAUCCACCAGUACCAAGUCAUCAAAGCGAUCAAGGAGUGCAGACGGCAAUGUUUUCUCUACUCUCAGAACACCAAUAACCUUUGAGGAUCCUCCAAUUGUAAAUGUCAUCAAACAAAACGAUACAGAGAUGUUAAAUUUACUAUUGGAAUAUUAUACUCAAAACAAAUCGGAUGAAAUCAAUCAACCAGAUAAAGAGGGAUAUUCACCACUACAUGUUGCAGCUUCCAGUGAGAUAAGUGACAAUAUGAUGAUACAUAUUUUGAAGCAUCCAACAAUCGAUGUCAAUGUGAAGAAUAUGGAUGGAAAUACACCACUGCAUUAUUUCUGCCAGAAAUUCAGAUCGCCUGAAUGCCAGAAGAUCGUUCAGAUGUUUAUUGAGAAGGGUGCCAAUGUAAAUGAGCAGAAUACAAUGGGUGAGACACCGUUGCACAAGGCCAUCUUCAAUCAUAGUGUUCGUCUGCUGAUGGUGCAUGUACUUCUAAAGAAUGGUGCCAACAUCAACUUGGUCAACAAUGCCGGUGAAUCUGCACUCCACUAUGCCGUCAGAUUGGGUCGUCUCGACGUUCUCAAAACCCUGAUCACCUCUGGUGCCGAUCCAGCUCUUGUUUCCACCAAGCAGAGAAAGACACCACUCAUGUUGGCCGAAGAAAACAAUUGUCCAGAGAUUAGUGAUUUAUUAAAGAGACUGGAAUCUAACUUACUUUGUUAUGGUUGUUUAGUUUUAAUAAAUUCAUUAUCAUCGAGUGGAUUAGGACAAUAUAGAAUGGCAUUGAUUUUAGAGGAAAUUACACAAGAGGGUGCUCUAGCCAGAAUCGAUGAGAAUAUGAUGGCUAGAAUCGGUUGUUACGAUGAGGAUCAGAGAAAACAGCUUUACGGUUUGAAAGGAAAGAAGUUCUUUGGUACGGUUCCAGCUAUUACACCGGGUGCAAUGGAUCUGCUAAAGGAGUUGGAGAAUAUGGAUAUUAAGAAUGGCAAGUGGAUUAUCUCUCAACACGAGCUAGAGUAUACCGAUAAGAUUGGUUCCGGUGUUUCCGGUAAAGUCUACAAGGGUUUGUAUCGUGGUCGUGAAGUUGCCAUUAAAGUACUAAAGUCGGCGGAUGAAGCUCAUAAUCGUGAGGAGUUCCUCAAGGAGUUCCACGUGUUGGCAUCGCUACAGUCCAAUCUUAUCGUUGGCCUGUACGGUGUCGUUCUGGAACCGAGAAUCUGCUUGGUGAUGGACGACGUCUACUCGCUGGGUGUCGUCUUUUGGGAGUUGAUAUUCGCGUUGAUCAACGGACGCUAUCUCCAUCCCUACGGUGAAUACAAGCGAAUGAACGCAUUCCAAAUCAUGUUGUGCACAUCGAAUCAUAACCUUCGUCCUACCAUUCCACUCAACUGUCCAGAGUCUGUGAAAACGCUGGUGACUCGAUGCUGGGAUCAAGAUCUCUUGCUCCGUCCUACCUGUACCGAAGCAAUAGAGAUUCUUGCCGCUUGCGAAGUCGAAUUCACACAGAAUCAAAGUGCAUGGAAUGAAAUACUAACCAUGAAAGAUGAAACCAGUAAACAUCUCUCAAUGGACUCAUCGCUCUCACUCUCUGAUGCUUCAGAUUGA